Molecule: messenger RNA, 1041 nt
Organism: Diutina rugosa
Lineage: Eukaryota; Fungi; Ascomycota; Pichiomycetes; Serinales; Debaryomycetaceae
Exons: 1
Coding region: 1-1041 (346 amino acids)
Source: RefSeq, a predicted model, not a curated record
AUGAGUGAACCCGCUUGGAAGCGGAUUGGGCUCAAAGUUACCCAAGAAAGCGAUCCCCUCGCUUUAACGACCCAUCUUGAAAGUGCAAACGCCACAAAAAAUGAAAAGAAGGCCAUCACCAAACAGAUCAAGCGUAAAGCUCCCGAAGGGACGAAGAAACCCCCCAAGCGGGUUAAGCUCCCGAAACUGGAGCGUAAGCGACCUGAACCCGAUCAGUUGGCAUAUCUCCGUCAAUUCAAAGAAGACAAGCUGCUGUGGAAAUUUUCCAAGCAAAAGCAAAACUGGAUCUUGAAGAAUUUGGAGACCAUCCCCGCCACUUACGAUGAGGCGUUAUAUGAAUAUUUGGAGGGUAUCCAGGGACAGCUGCGAGACCGAUUAGUCGAACAAUUGAAAGAAGUGACCACUCAGUGGAAUGCUAUUGCCGAAGAGACUCAACGGAAAGUCGAAGCGGAACUUAAUGGUGAAGGUGAAACUGCGACGAAACCCAAUGAAGAAGAUCAGCAGAAACCGAAGUCUAUUCUUAAGAAAACGAAUGACAAGCAGGAACAAGAAACGCCUAAGGGACCGAAAUUUGAUUGGGCAGUUAAGUGCCAAAAGCUCGUCGAAUUAUUAGACGGGGAGAAGAUCACUUUGAUUGGAAUAGAUGAUAAACCUGAAUCUGCCGAAACCAUCGAGGAAACGCCUUCCAAAGAAGAGCUGUCGGUUGAGGAACCUAAAGUGAGUGAGAAACUUGACGAAGCGAAACAAAGUGAUGAGCCCAAACUUUCCUUCAAGCUUAAUAAAUCGAAGCCUAAGAAAACAGUUAAGUUGAAAAUUGAUGAGGUCAACGUCGAUGCUAUCACUGAGGGUGAGCCUACAAUCACGAAGGAUGUGGUCAAGCCUACCUCGAGCAGAGACGAUGCCGAUGCCGACGGAGUUAACGACCUCCAAGGUGAAGAGAAGACUUUGAAAAAGGAAAAGAAGUCGAAGAAAGAUAAGAAGGAUAAGAAGGACAAGAAGGAGAAGAAGAGUAAAAAGAAGAGUAAAGACUCCCUGGAUUAG